AUGGGCGCCGUGCUCAACGACGACCAGUUCACGGUGACCGUGGGCGGUCACAACCUGACCCAGCCCGAGGCGAGCAGACACAGCGUGGCCAUCGCCGAGCGCAUCGUGCACGACGGCUACCAGGAGGGCAAGUUCGACGACGACAUCGCCUUGCUGAGGCUGGCCACAAAGCUCACCUGGAGUGACUACGUGCAGCCGGUGUGCCUGCCGCCAGUCGGAGGCGAGAAGUUCACGGGCAGGAGUGCCAUCAUGGCCGGCUGGGGCUAUCUGGACGAGUGGAGGAGAGGUGGAACUCGUCCCGACACCCUGCAAUGGACGGAGGUGCCCGUCCUCUCCAGACAGACCUGCCAGGACUGGUUCACCGAAGCUAAGAAAAGCAUCAAAAUAAGCGAGGGCAAGAUAUGUGCCGGGUACAAGGAGGGCGGCAAGGACAGCUGCCAGGCGGACAGCGGCGGUCCGCUGGUGGUGCAGGUGGGGAAGGAGUACCAGGUGGCCGGCGUCGUGUCGGCCGGCAUUGGCUGUGGCAGGCCCAACCUUCCGGGCAUCUACACUGACCUCACCGUGUACGCCAAGUGGGUGGUGGGCCAGAUCAGCGCCCGCACCAGCUUUUGAAGCGCAUGUACGCACACACAGAUGGCGGUGGGGAGCUGCCGCCGGCAGGUCGAGGAUCAGCCGAUUACCGUGCCAUCAGAUCACUGCUGUUCCGGGAGGCUUAGCUGUGUGACCUCAGCAGGGUGUGAGCGACGCAGCAUGCUGACAAGACAUG
Molecule: messenger RNA, 766 nt
Organism: Pollicipes pollicipes
Lineage: Eukaryota; Metazoa; Arthropoda; Thecostraca; Pollicipedomorpha; Pollicipedidae
Product: trypsin-1
Exons: 6
Coding region: 1-612 (203 amino acids)
Biological process (GO): proteolysis
Molecular function (GO): serine-type endopeptidase activity
Source: RefSeq, a predicted model, not a curated record